This is a messenger RNA of Prunus mume (Japanese apricot), 1620 nucleotides long. Its product is annotated as serine/threonine-protein phosphatase PP1. Gene Ontology annotation, molecular function: protein serine/threonine phosphatase activity. Gene Ontology annotation, cellular component: nucleus; cytoplasm. NCBI's taxonomy places the organism in Eukaryota, Viridiplantae, Streptophyta, Magnoliopsida, Rosales, Rosaceae. The record is from RefSeq and is a predicted model, not a curated record.
CCAACCCAACUGUUACACACUUAAAAGACUUAGUUUUUUCCACACUCUCUCUCUCUCUCUCUCUCUCUCUCUCAUUUACCAGCCGAAAAUGGCCGCCACGCACACCUCCACCACAUCUUCUUCAACCCAUAAAGCCGAAGAUAUUAUUUCCUAAAAUCUCUGCUUGUGAUUUCGAAGCUAUUAUUGUUAUUCUGAUUCUCUUUUAGGCUUUUAUCGCUUUAGCCAAAAGACGCGUUAAUCGGAUCUUUAUCCUCGCUUUUGUGCGCACCCAAGGCCGAAACGUAGAGUUAGGGUUUUGUAUUCUGCUUUUGUUUUGUUUGCUUGGUUUUUCUGGGUGCGAUUUUGGGUUGUGUAGAGAAGCUUUGCUGUGAUGGACGAGAGUGUUGUUGACGAUCUUAUACGGAGGCUUGUCUCAGCGAAGAAUGGCCGGACCACCAAACAGGUGCAGCUCACGGAGGCCGAAAUAAGGCAGCUUUGCUCCGCUUCCAAGGAGAUCUUUCUCAGCCAGCCGAAUCUUCUUGAGCUUGAAGCUCCGAUAAAAAUUUGCGGAGAUGUUCAUGGUCAGUUUUCCGAUCUUUUGCGAUUGUUUGAGUAUGGUGGGUACCCACCUGAGGCCAAUUAUUUAUUCCUAGGGGACUAUGUCGAUCGUGGUAAGCAGAGCAUAGAGACAAUUUGCCUUCUCCUUUCCUAUAAGAUCAAAUACAAGGAGAACUUCUUUCUCCUCAGAGGCAACCAUGAAUGUGCUUCCAUCAACCGCAUAUAUGGGUUCUAUGAUGAGUGCAAGAGAAGAUUUAAUGUUCGCAUUUGGAAGACAUUUACUGACUGCUUCAACUGUCUUCCUGUUGCGGCUCUUAUUGAUGAAAAGAUCCUUUGCAUGCAUGGUGGUCUUUCUCCUGAUUUGAAAAACUUGGAUCAGAUUAGGAAUAUUGCCCGGCCGGUGGACGUGCCAGAUCAGGGCCUUCUCUGUGAUCUAUUAUGGGCUGAUCCUGAUAAAGAUGUUGAAGGUUGGGGAGAGAAUGAUCGUGGCGUGUCCUAUACUUUUGGUGCUGACAAGGUUGCUGAGUUCCUCCAGAAACAUGACCUUGAUCUCAUUUGCCGUGCUCAUCAGGUUGUGGAAGAUGGGUAUGAGUUUUUUGGAAAGCGGAAGCUGGUGACAAUAUUCUCAGCACCAAAUUACUGUGGGGAGUUCGAUAAUGCUGGUGCCAUGAUGAGUGUAGAUGAUACAUUGACAUGUUCCUUCCAGAUCUUGAAAGCAUCUGAGAAGAAAGGAAAGCUUGGAGUAGGCAACAACAUGUUAAGACCAGGAACUCCACCUCAUAAGGGUAAGGGCUGAUCGAUUGCAACUUCAGAGAACACAUACAUCUUCUGUAUCAUCUUGUGCUGCUUGGCUGCGUCUCUGUUGCAAGGUUGAUGAUUCACCUCGGCCUUCUUUUGUGUCGUACAGAAGUAUGAAGCUGCAAAGUUAUUUCUACAGCGUCAAAAGAGCCAUUAGUACCAGAAUUAGUUCGACUUUUAUUUUCUUCCCAAAAAAGGGAGAAAAGCUAAAUUUAACUGUAUAAUUGAAAUAUUCCGACUCCAUCACGUUGAAUUGUAGAAGUUUUUGUUUCAUGGCAGAACCUA